ACGUGUUUGCGGACGCAGGUUGUGCGCGAGGUCACGGCUCGUUGGGGGUUCGGCAUCCGGCGGCAGGAGGCGGGCGGACCGGUACAUCCGUCUGUGACAGGCACAACUGUCUCUAUGUGCUGCGUUGAAUCUUGGAAAAAUGACAGAUGACAGAGAUGUAUUACGGGACGUUUGGUUUGGAAGAAUACCAACCUGUUUCACUUUAUCUCAGGAUGAAAUAACUGAAAGAGAGGCUGAACCUUAUUAUCUGCUGUUACCAAGAGUGAGUUAUUUGAUGCUGGUCACUGACAAAGCUAAAAAGCACUUCCAGAAAGUAAUGAGACAAGAGGAUGUAGGAGAGAUGUGGUUUGAGUAUGAAGGAGUACCAUUAAAGUGGCAUUAUCCAAUUGGGUUACUUUUUGACCUUCAUGCAUCGAGCACUGCACUACCAUGGAACAUUAUAGUACAUUUCAAGAACUUCCCUGAAUCGGAACUGCUUCAUUGCCUCACAAAAGAUGCUGUUGAAGCUCAUUUUAUGUCUUGCAUUAAAGAAGCUGAUGCCUUAAAGCACAAAAGUCAAGUAAUCAAUGAGAUGCAGAAAAAGGAUCAUAAACAACUCUGGAUGGGCUUGCAAAAUGAUAAGUUUGACCAGUUUUGGGCCAUCAAUCGAAAACUUAUGGAGUAUCCAACAGAGGAAGGAGGAUUCCGAUAUAUUCCUUUCAGGAUAUAUCAGCCACUAAAUGAGCGGCCAUUUAUUCAGAAACUAUUUCGCCCAAUUAGUUCAGAAGGACAUCCACAUAAUCUUGGUGAUUUGUUGAAAGAAAUGUUCCCUGCUGCUGUACCUCCUGAAGAUAUGGAGAAACAGUAUCAAGUAGUGAUUCACGGAAUUGAACCAAUGCUGGAAACACCAGUACAAUGGCUCAGUGAACAUCUGAGCUACCCAGACAAUUUUCUGCACAUUAGUAUCAUUCCUUUACCUAGAGACUGAGGAAGCAGACAACUCUGAACAGGAAAGAAAAGCAAACCACUGCUGGACUUGCCAGAACAGUUCUAUCUUCCACUUCUACAGAACUUGUCAGAAGCAACUUGACCAGAAAUACUCACUGCUGCAAGCCAAACAGGAAGAGAUCUCACAACCUGAUAAGGGGCUGGUCCUAGUUUUCAUCACUACUGUAAUUCUGCUGUCGUCAUAAAACCUCACUUGCAGCAUGAAAACUUCUCAAGACCACUUCUAUCAUUUUCUAGUAAAAUGGUAAACAUGAUAUUUGCUAAGGCACCAAGCAGUGGAAACAUGUAGUGCUUAUAUUGUCCUUCUGAUUAACAAAUAACCGGGGGUAUUUCCAAAAGUGACCAUGACCAUAUUGAAGAAUGAGAGAAUGGAAAGAAAAAUGUUUGUACUUUCCAAAGGAUUGUAAUGGCUCACAGGAAAACAAGUAGCAUUCUUUGCAAUGAUGCUGGAAAGCAUUAUACAGAAAUUGUUCAGUCUCUAUCUCUGUGUCUCUCUUUUGCUCCUCACUCUUAUAUCUUUCUUCUGUGCCUACUCCACUCUCUCCCCUUUAUGCAUUCACCCUCCUCUCUUUUCACUUUCUAUCUCUGUUUCCUUCCUUCCCAAUUUUUCACUUUCCCUUUCUGUGUCCCCCACUUUCUCUCUCCUGGUCUCUUGUCUCCUUUCGCUGCUGUGUUAUUCCAGUUAUUGGGCUUGAUGUAUUAAAACCUUGACACAUUUUUAUCCAUUAAAUGAUUCCCAAACCUUAAUCAAACAUUUUUGCUUAAUACAGUUGUUUACAUUCAAGAUACUGAAUUAGACUCAAUUUGGUAUUUUUAAAUAUAUUCAUCUGGCAUUUGUUUCGUAACUUAAUAAAUAACGAGAAUGUAAAACUUUUAUUUCAGUUGUAAGACAUUUUAAGCAAGUUAUUUGCACUUCAAUAAGUACUUAACACUCCAAGUUUUCAGAAUCAUGUGUUUUAGGCAUCCUUUUGUCCCUCUAAAUAAAAGUCUCAAAGUCAAUAAUUCAUCAUGCAGAUGACUGUGAAAUAUCCUCUAAUCUAGAUUCCUUGUUUGUUGAAUACCCUUACUUCUUAUGGGGCAUGCAGUUAGUGGGUUUGGGUUGCUCUUAACAGCAGUUUUGGAAAUUGCAGUCUGUAAUUAUAAUGGAACCAAAUUUGUUUCCCAGAGCUGCAUUCAACAUUGUGGCUAAAAGAAAAUAUUGGGGUGCACAAGAAGGAAAUACAGAAUGAUUAUAGAGGAACCUCAAUUAUCUGGCAUUUGAUCAUCCGAAUUUGAUUUUCUGGAAAGAUCACAAGAUCCCAAUGCUUGGCUAAAUUAUGUUAUCCAGCAUUCGAUUAACUGAAUGAUAUACUCCCCGCCCGCGUCCUUCAGAUAAUCGAGGUUUCUCUGUAUUACCAAAUCAGGAGUCUCACAUUCAAGGACAGAAAUACUUUCACAGUACUAAUUAUUAAAUAAAACUCUGGUCUUUAGAAAAUAUCCUUUUGCUUUAAGUUGAAAUGCUGAUGCCUUUGGUUCUAGCUUAUUGUGUGCACACUUUGCAUAUAGGAAAUUGUGACUAUAAACAGGAGGAAAAUCUGGCAUUUAGAAAUGCAGUUUAUUCCAAAACUAUGUGCAAUAAAUAAUUUGAUUAUACUUGCCAGACUUUUUUUGGGGGUGGGGGGGAAGUGGGGAGCAGUGGUAGUGGACAAAUUUCCAGAAGUUUCCUUAUAAAAGAUCACCCUCAUUGAUUCUGUAAUUGAGUUGAACCAUUUACAAGUAAUAAUGCAUUUCUCUGUAUUUACUAGUAUCCAUGAAUGUUUAGUGUUAGCUAUGCUGUUUCAUAAGUAUGGAAAAUUCCUAAUUUGCAGAUCCAAGUGACCGUUCAACAAAUGAAGUUAGAAUUAAAACUUACCACUGGUGGCGAGAUAGCUGUUUAUUCUGAAAAUAAAGAAACUCUGAAAUCUUUGUAAAACAUAGCAAUUUGGGAGUGCUGCACGUGAUUUAGACCAAGUGCUUUCUUACAUGUUUCUUAUUUUUCACUUUUGUGGUUCACUAUUCAACCAGGCAAUGAAGGUGCUCACUUUCAUAAUAUAUAGUAAGCCUCUCGCAAAUGGCCUUUUAACGAAGUUGUAAACUUUUACUUAGUUUACCAGUGCUAAAUGAAUGGCUUCUGUCUUCUUUCAGGUAUGCAUGCUAUUGGUGUCCUUGGAAGAAGAGCUACUAUGAUGAGAGUUAUCAUCUGCAAUGUAGCAUUUCAUAGGUUUUUUUUGUAGCAGGAAGGUGGGUGGCAUCAACAUACUUUUUAAAUUUGACAUGGUAUAAUGAUUGUAUUAAGGGUUAUUUUAAAGGUUUAAUGUGUUGAAUGAAAAUAAACAACCCAACUUUUUAUGUAGUGAAAUCUUUUAUUAAUGGAAAAUAGCUUGAUGUAUGAUCACUGCCCCUUUGUGGUUGCCAUACAGAAAAUUCUUAAGGCAUUAUUUUGUUGCUUUGUGGUAUUGGUCAAGGUUCAGGUUGGUAGAUGUUUGUUCCACCUAUUGUACAGAUUCAACUGGUGAAAACUUUCUUCUAAUACCUUGUACAUUUGUCCAAAUAAUGUAAUGCAAUACUUGUGAUACUUAAGUAAUCUUGUUAUUUGUUUUAAUUAUGCAAUGAGACUAGUUCUUUUGAUAAUAAAAAAAACAGCAAU
This is a messenger RNA of Hemiscyllium ocellatum (epaulette shark), 3652 nucleotides long. It is a transcript of the gene atg5, whose product is annotated as ATG5 autophagy related 5 homolog (S. cerevisiae). Gene Ontology annotation, biological process: autophagy of mitochondrion; cellular response to nitrogen starvation; C-terminal protein lipidation. Lineage: Eukaryota; Metazoa; Chordata; Chondrichthyes; Orectolobiformes; Hemiscylliidae. Gene Ontology annotation, cellular component: cytoplasm; phagophore assembly site membrane; Atg12-Atg5-Atg16 complex. The transcript has 8 exons. Bases 140 to 967 code for a protein of 275 amino acids. The record is from RefSeq and is a predicted model, not a curated record.